AUGCCUAUUGUCGCUUUACUCGACGAGACGACAGUCGUGCCCGACGAAACCAACAAGACUUACCCCUGGCUGGAGAACAGCAAGUACCCCUGGCUCGGCGGUCUCGACCUCGACGACUUUUCAGGCGACUGGGUAGCCGCAGCCCACUCAAUUAGCUCAUCCAUCCUCUCCCCCAACCACGGCACCGGAAACUCAAGUGAUGCCACUGUCAACAGCCCUCUAUAUGAGCCGUUCACCACUAAGAAUGUUGUGGAUAGAGCCCAUGCUUUGGGUAUGCAGGUUAUUCCUUGGACUGUGGACGCCGAGGUGACCAUCAGCAAAUUGCUCGAUGACGGCGUUGAUGCUAUCAUCAGCAACUAUCCCGAGAGAGUCAUGUAUGUGGCUAGACAAAGAGGUUUGAGCGUGGGAAGAGCCAGGAACCCGAGUAAGCCGGAGUGUCUGGCCAACGCAUCCGCUUGA
Aureobasidium vineae is the source of this 459-nucleotide messenger RNA. NCBI's taxonomy places the organism in Eukaryota, Fungi, Ascomycota, Dothideomycetes, Dothideales, Saccotheciaceae. The record is from the annotation of a GenBank genome assembly.